AGCUGGCUCCGACCUCGAAAAUUGCGGAAAUGACUGUGAUGUUUUGUUUUGUUUUGCUUUUGGUCAGCAAAGUACUCGGCAAAACUCGUCACACAAUUUUAACAACAAAGAGAAAAGACGAUAUAUAUGCUACGAUUUGAAUGUGAAAUGUUAUUUUUGACAUAUGUCUAACGUUAAGCUUUAGUUAGCCUACUUGUCGUGGAAAUACAUUUUCACAUUCAUAAAUACUUUCACUUUCACUUUUUAAUUUUUCAAAACACUUAUUUAUUAUGUAGUGGAAAAGUGUUGAAAAUGACGGCCUCUAUUUUGAUCGCUUUGUGUGCAUUCUUCGUGGCUGGUGUUUAUACAUAUGGAGUGUCACAGUCUGUGAUGGAGGGAGAAUCAGUGACUUUACCCGCUGGUGUUGAAACGAACAAACAAAAAAGGAUAAGAUGGUAUUUUAAUGAAAUUCUCAUCGCUGAAAUCAAUGGAGAUCUCAAUUAUAGCUGUACAGAUGUUCAGUGUAAAGAUGCUGAUAAGAGAUUCAGAAACAGACUGAAGCUGGAUCAUCAGACUGGAUCUCUGACCAUCAAAGACACCAGAACCACAGACUCUGGAGUUUAUAAACUAAAGACAAUAAGAAACAGUGAAGACAGCGUAAAGAUCUUCAUUGUUACUGUACAUGGUUUUUUCAGUAUGAAUACAGAAGGAGAGUCAGCAUUUGUGAUGGAGGGAGAUUCAGUCACUCUACACACUGAUGUUAAAACAAAUCAACAAGAAAAGAUUAGAUGGUAUUUUAAUGAUGCUCGUAUAGCUCAAAUGACUGGAGAUCUCAGUUAUAUCUGUACAGAUGUUCAGUGUAAUGAAGGCACUGAGAGAUUCAGAGACAGACUGAAUCUAGAGAAUCAGACUGGAUCUCUGACCAUCAGAGACAUCACAACCACAGACUCUGGAGUUUAUUGUCUACGUAUCAGCAGCAACAACAGCAUCAGUGAAAAGAUCUUCAUUGUUGCUGUAUAUGAUGCUCCUGAUGCUGAACGAGAUAAAAUGAAGAGAAAGUCAGUGAAGGAGGGAGAAUCUGUUACUUUAAAUCCUGGUGAAAUUAAAAACCUGAAUGGUUUGAUGAUGUGGUAUUUUAAUGACAUUUGCGUCGCUGAAAUCACUGGAGAUCAGAGUAAGAUCUGUACAGAUGAUCAGUGUGAAGAUCCUGAUGGAAGAUUCAGAGACAGACUGGAGGUUAAUCAGACUGGAUCUCUGAUCAUCAUAAACACCACAAUCACAGACUCUGGACUCUAUAAACUACUGAUCAACAGCAGCAGAAUCAGUAUCAUAAAGAUAUUCAGUGUUACUGUCGCUGCUGUUCCAGAUUCAAGAGUGUCUUCAGCUGCUAAAGAACGAAUACAUGUUGUUGGUGUUCUUCUGCUGUUUACGGCUGCAGCAGCUGCUGCUGUGAUUUACUGUCUGAAACACCGGAAAUCUACACAAGCAGGACGAAAUGUCAUCAUUAGGCUGCACAGUUACAAUGAGGAGAAUGGUGUUAAACACUCGACUCCCUUAUCAGAAUGGGUUUUAACUGAUGACUGCUGAUAAUGGGACAUCACAGUAGCAUUAAUUAUGAUUAUUUGGGUAACUUAGAUGGGAAAUGAAGGAGAGGAGUGGAAAAAGCUUAAAUUCUUAUCACUCUCAGAGAAGUGGUUCCACUCAGUACCAAUUCUGAUAUUUUCUGCUUUGUACUAAAUGUUUUAUAGUUGAAAUGUGUAAAAAUGCAUUAUUCCUUCUAUUUUGUUUCAACAUGUAGCACAUUGGAAAGUAAUAUACUGUAAGCAUACUUAAUAUACUGUUAUUUUUUUUACUGCCAAGUGUGUACAUUCACUUUCUUUGUUCAGUUCCUGUUGCCUUAAGGUGACGCUCACUACUUUAUUACUUCACAUUAUCUGUCCAUUAUAGAUAUUUCAAUUUAAAAAUGUAAAGUUGUGUUGGAUAUAAGUGUUUGUUGAAUGAUUCAAUGUACAUAUAGAUGUUUGUUGUCAGUCUCAGUCUCCUUCAGUUAUGUUCACGAAACAUGUUUGGCUGUGUUGUAUUUGUUCAGAGUUAUAUAGUUUAUAUAUUAUUAUAUUUAUUAUUAUUAUUAUUUUAUUUUAUUUUAUUUUAUUUUAUUUUUUAUUUUGUGUGUAUAUUAGAAUAUAAUCACUGUGUGAUUGAAAUAAUCAAACAUCGCUUAAGUUUUCUGCAUGCUCAGUCCGGACUCUAUCACCACAUUCCAGGACAGGAAAAGAACAGCAAAUAUAUAUACACGUUUAUCCUGUUUGAUGUGGAUUAUGAGAUCUGUUCCACUGAAUGAGGAAAACAGUCUGUAAAGUUCACCCCAUAUAACUGUUGUGUAAUGGAAAUUAAUUUGAAUGAUGUUUGUUUGCACAUAUGCUAUUAAAUAUACUGUAAUAAUGAGUGUGUAAUUGAAAUCUGUGUUUGUUAUUAAAUGAGUCUGUUAUAGAAAAAAAAAAAAUAAAACUGAAAUAAGCAAACAUUAA
This is a messenger RNA of Onychostoma macrolepis, 2507 nucleotides long. RefSeq lists its product as uncharacterized. Bases 292 to 1566 code for a protein of 424 amino acids. Lineage: Eukaryota; Metazoa; Chordata; Actinopteri; Cypriniformes; Cyprinidae. The record is from RefSeq and is a predicted model, not a curated record. The transcript has 8 exons.